This is a messenger RNA of Cherax quadricarinatus, 4915 nucleotides long. Its product is annotated as adhesion G protein-coupled receptor L2. Gene Ontology annotation, cellular component: plasma membrane. NCBI's taxonomy places the organism in Eukaryota, Metazoa, Arthropoda, Malacostraca, Decapoda, Parastacidae. Gene Ontology annotation, molecular function: protein binding; G protein-coupled receptor activity. Gene Ontology annotation, biological process: cell surface receptor signaling pathway; adenylate cyclase-activating G protein-coupled receptor signaling pathway. The record is from RefSeq and is a predicted model, not a curated record.
GAGGUGAGGUAAGAGUCAGUGUGGGGUGAGGAGUGGUGGGUGUAACACAGUAUCAGUGCAUCGUGUCGUCCUGACUCACCUGGUUAUCGUGCUCAAGUCAGCCAUGAGAUGCAGCAGUCACAACAACCAUCCCAGAACUGUUACAGAACACUAAACCGCCGCAGCUUCCCCCAUCCGUACUAAGCAUCAAAAAUAGGCAACAUUAUUUUUGAUUAGUGUUUAGAUGGGUGACCGCGUCAGGGAACACUAAGUUCUGCUAAUAACAAUGUUAAUUUCAAUUAUCGAAGCAGAGAGAAGAAAAAUGAAGUUCUAAGAAUACAAAUUAAGUUCUUAGAAAAAGUAAUAUUCUUAAAACAAACAUUAAGUUCUAAGAACGAACAUCAAGUUUUUAGAAAAAAUAAAGUUCUUGAAACAAACAUCAAAUUCAAGAGUAAAAACUCGAGUUGUUUCAACAAAAAUAAAGUUCCUGAAGUUUUGCUGGGACUCCAAGACGUGUUGCAGACCGCCUCGGGAGGAUCCUAAGUGAGGAUCUUUGAAAAAGAUCCUACCAUGUGUUGCUAGUGAUGAUGAUAGUGGUGAUGGUGAUACUGGUGAUGGUGGUGGUGGUGGUGGUGGUGAAGAUCCACCAGUAAACCUAACUGCAGUGUGUGGACGUGUGUGUGUGUGUAAAAUCCGUUAUCGUGCAGAUUUGGACGUACAUGAACUGCUGCGUGUUGAGGAUGGACGUGGUGCUGCUGGUGUCCUUGUUGUGCCCUCAGGCUCAUGGAGUGAUGAAUGUGAUUGAUGCCGUGAAGCUGGGUUACCUGAGCCGUGCUGUCACCCUGCUGGCCAGGGGUGAAGAUGUCCAUGCUAUCGACACUAUAGGGUGGACUGCUCUACACAGCGCAGCACACAUGGGGCAGACUGAGCUAAUCAAACUCCUACUGGAUUAUAAUGCUACCCUCGACUCUCCUGAGCCCAACUACGGCAAGACAGCGCUCCAUCUAGCAGCGUACAACGGUCACGAGGCGGCCGUAGCCACCCUCCUGGACGCUGGUGCCAACUUGGAAGCCACAGACAUAAAUGGUCAGACGCCCCUGCACCUGGCUACCUGGAAGGGUCGUACACGAGUCAUACUCCAGCUCCUGAGCCAUGGUGCCCAGGUCGACGCCCAGGACAGGAGAGGAAGUACACCAAUUUUCUUGGCGACGAUAAAGAACAUGGAGGAGGCGGUGGAGGAACUACUGCCUUUCUGUCCAGACCUGAGACUCCCUGAUAGUCAAGGUCGUACAGUGAGUCAGUACGCUCGUGAUGCCAACCUCACCAUCCUCACUAUUCUUGAAGAUCACGCGAGUCACCCCUGCAACACACACAAACCUCAGCGCCAGGCUAAGAGACUCGUCAUCACUGAAAAAGGGAGGUCGUGUCCACGCGGGGAGAGACACUACCCUGGGGACGACAGGUGGUCGUCUAGCUGGUGGCUGAGGGAGACACCAGCAGGCCAGGCACUGCCAAUACCCUGCCCACCUGGUGCCAACGGCACUGCCACCUGGACCUGUCGACCAGAUGCCACCUGGGAGAGGACACCCAUUCUCAGCCAGUGCAAAGCGGUGAUCUUCUCUGGGUGGAGGGAGGCACUGGAUGACGGAGAUAACGUGACAGCUGCGCAGAUCUUGAUGAGCAUGUCCAGCAGUCUCCAAGAUGUCACUCUGGCUCCGGGAGACCUCCUCACCCUCGUCCACAUCCUCGCAACACUACAAGAUAAACACAACCAAGACUUACACAACCUUACCACGCUGUCAGGAGCAUACAACCUUGCUCGGGUGUUCAUGGAGGGGAUGAUGGUGGCUGUGAACACUAUGUUCUCUGUGCCUGGUCUAUGGUGGGGCCUGGCCCCUGAGCAGCGGGCAACCACCUCCUCACUCCUGCAGACCUCCCUCACUUCUGCUGCCGUCUCCCUUGCCUACCUUCAGAAGGCUCCCACCAAGACCUUCACACAACAGAAACUACAGGUGAAGGUUAUACAGCAGCCUACAGCAUACUUCAUGAAGGAGAGUGGUCGUUCCUACACUCACCCUCACUUCAACCUCACCACCAUCACUCUACCUCACCACUUCUACGAUGGCUACCUGCAACCUCUCACCACUGUGAAGGUCGUCUUCUUCUCCUUCACCGACCUCCACUGUACCUCCAACACCCUCCCCUGUGACCCGAAGCAGGUCAAGGCUGAGCGUGACCUCCCAGCCAAGGGUCAGGUCAACAGUGCCAUCAUCGGUGCCACAGUGGGAGACAAGGCCUGGCACGCUGCGCUCGGUGAGGUGGUGGAGGUGCAGCUGGAGCAUGUGUACAGUGGCGACACCUUUGCUCUGGGUGUGCCCACCUGUGUGUGGUGGGACGAGGUCUCCAGUUCUUGGGCCACCCAUGGGUGCCGCCUGGCACACACCUCUGCUAACUACUCAGUGUGCCACUGUGACCAUCUCACCAACCUGGCACUCAUCACAGACGUCAACGAUGUAAUUGACACAACCAGUGUGCUGUUCUAUGUGAUGAAGUGUGUGAGUAAAGUGGGCUGCGUGGUGGCAGUGGUGAGCCUGGCGCUGUGUGUCAUGUGCUUCGUGGGUUUCCGAGAGGUCCGUGGGCGAGCCAGUAGUGUGGUGCAUGCCAACAUGUCCCUCUGUCUGCUUGGCACUGAACUGCUGGUGCUGGGGGGCCUGGAUGCCAUCCACCGCCCGGUCGCCUGUACCGUGGUGGCGGCAUUCCUCCAUUAUCUCUUCUUGGCUACCUUCACCUGGAGUGCCAUUGAGGCCCUGCACUUGUACCUCAGUUUUGUUAAGGUGUGGAAGGCAGGUAUGGGCCUGGUGAAGUACUACCUGUGUGUGGGUUACCUGGUACCACUAGUGUACGUUAGCAUCACACUGGCUCUCACACACACCGUGGGUUACGGGGCACCCACAGCGUGUUGGCUGGCGCCCCGUGGUUUAAUAUGGACUUUUGCUGCUCCUCUUGCUGUUAUUCUCUUGGUAAAUGUUUCAGCCUUAGUGAUGACGAUGCGUGCUGCUUGGUGGGGAGAGGAUCCUGAACACACUCAUCAUUGUCAUAGAGGCUCUGGCGACAAUACUCUAAGAGGCUCUGGGGACACUACUCGAAGAGGCUCUGGGGACACUGCUCGAAGAGGCUCUGGGGACACUGCUCCAAGAGGCUCUGGGAACACUACUCGAAGAGGAUCUAGGGACACUACUCUCUGCGAGAGACUAUCUGUAGACACUAGCCACUUGGAGCGUCCACCAGGUGACACUGACCACUUGCAGAAUCUAUCAGGAGACACCAACUGUCUGGAGAAGAUGCAAGGGAAUACUAACUACUUGGAGAAGUCAUCAAGGGACACUGACCAUUCAGAAAAGCAACCAGGGGACACAGACUGGUUUGAAAAGCAACCCGAGGACACCAAACAGUUGGAAAAUCAACAAAGGGACACAGACUGGAUAGGAAUGCAGCCAGGGGGCAAUGGUGGGUUAGAGAAGCAACCAGAGGAUACAGACUGGUUUGAAAAGCAACCGGGAGACACAAACCAGUUGGACAAGAAACCAGGGGAUACCAACCAGUUAGAAAAGCUACCAGGGGAUACUAAUCAGGUAGAGAAACAGCCAGAAGAUAUCAACUGGUUGGAGAAACAGGUAGGGUAUAACAGCUGGUUGCAGAGGCAGGCAAAAUGCAACAGGCGGAAAGGAAGGCGGCUAGGUUAUACCAGUUGGUUGAAGAAACUACCAGGAUAUAUCAAUCAGUUAGAAAAACAAGCAGAGAAUACCAACCAGUUAGAAAAGCAGUCAGGAGACACCACCCAGUUUGACAAAAAAACAGGGGACACUAAACAGUUAGAGAGACAGCCAGGUAAUGAGAAGGAACGAGGGGACACAGGAGGCUCCGACAAGUGUUCUGUGAACACAAGACUGCAUGAAACGCAACCAGGGAACACAGAGAAGCUUGAAAAGUCCUGGGACGGCAGUGGUAGCAAAGGUGCCGGAGAGAACAAGCACCAAGAGGAGGAAGCAGUAGAGCCUUUGGGAAGAGCAGGAGUAGGCAGGAGACUCUUCAGUUCUCUCACAGUCCUGCUCCUGCUAUGUCUUACCUGGCUCUCAGGAUUCCUAUAUUAUAUUCAUGGUACUCUAGCCAUGGCUGUAGUCUUCACGCUGGUAAACUCCGUGCUAGGCGUGGCUAUCUUCCUGCUGCAUGUGGUCAAGAAUGAAUACAUCAUGCACGAAGUCAGAGAAGUACUUAAGUAGCAGUGGAAGCAGUAACAGCGGUAGCGGUAGUAGCAGUAGCAGUAGUAACAUCUAUACCAGCAGCAGCAGCUGUAUCUGCAGCAACCGUUGUAUUAGCAGCAACAACAGUAAUAACAGCAGUACCAUCAUCAGCAACAGCAGUAACAACGAAAACAGCAGAGCCAGCGUAGCAGUUAAUUAAUAAUCUUUACAUCACAAUAUGCAGUACAAUAUAAAUUAACACAAUAUAUCCCAUAUAGCAUAAACUAACACGCAAAUAAAACAUUACUGAGCGUUCCUCAGCUGAGGCAACAUAUAUCUUGUGAGUUCAUGUUUUUGUAGCCAACUUAUUUAAGACGUUAUUGCCCAUAUGAUUUACAAAAAAAAAGUUUUGUUUUAAUAAAGAGCUGGAGAGCCUUGAGGAAAUAAUAUCCCUAUUUGAUAUUUGAUAACUGGGUAAAUAAAAUUAAAAUACAUAAUAACAAUGUAUAACAAAAUUCAUUACAUAAAUGUGAAGAACCAUGAAUUCUAAGUUGGGUAGCCCGGAAUAUUGUAAAUAAUUUGAAAACUCAACAAUGCUAAAAUACCUGUAGCACCACCUUAUUACCACUCCAGAGGUGGAAGUUGUCGUCAGGCUUUCAGUAAGCUUUAAUAGACAAGUGUGUCAAAUUUUUCUA